This is a messenger RNA of Ooceraea biroi (clonal raider ant), 1737 nucleotides long. RefSeq names its product Jumonji domain containing 5. The record is from RefSeq and is a predicted model, not a curated record. Gene Ontology annotation, molecular function: histone H3K36 demethylase activity. Lineage: Eukaryota; Metazoa; Arthropoda; Insecta; Hymenoptera; Formicidae. Gene Ontology annotation, cellular component: nucleus.
UUAGAUGCCGCCACAGUUCGAAAAUUGAGGAAGUAGUACGACUCGAUAAUAAAUCAGACGUAGCGUUAUUUUCAAAUAGUGUGGCUUAAUAGUGCACCAGAAGGAAUUUUUAUUCUUGAAUAUGAUUUAGCGUUAAAUCAGAAAAUUUUUUAUUUGCGGAUAAUAUUGCUCAAUAACAUAUCAUAUAAAUUUAUAUUUUUAAGUAGUGUUACUUGACAGUGGAUUUUAAUUAAAACAAUUUAACAAUCGGGUUUUAAAAUGUCCUGAGAAAGGGAGAAGAAAUAAAUUUACAAUUGGGAAAGAUUUAUAGAAGAAUAGCAGAAGAAGAAGAAAUAAAAACCAGACAUAUAAACAGGCUGAUUUAAAGUAAAAAUGGUCGACAACGCCCGCGUGAUAACGGUUCACUGGGAGUUACUAAGGGAAGAGAUAGAACGCAUACCCGUCGAGAUAAAGCUGCACUUGGCGCCGAUAAUCAGCGUGCUACGUACAUCCGACGAAAAAUUAGCUUCGGCAGGAUGGAUAGGCGCCUCGUUAACAAGAGUGGACGCUUGCUUAGACCGCGCAUGGGAAACGUUGAAUACUGGCCACUGGAAAGACGUGCCGAUAGAAAAUAGAUAUUGUUACUCUCUAUGCACAGUCAUCAAGGCAGUAUUGCUGGAGCUUCGAUGCAUCAAUAACACCGAGAGCACUAAUGAAGAGCAAAAGAAUACCAUAUUUAAAGAUAUUCUUGAUCAAAUCGAUAAAGGUCUUCUGCUAGGCGCACCUCUGCCCAGUGGACCAGACGCCCAUUGCUUACUGACGUCUAUUGCUGCAAGUCUGAAUAGAUAUCUUGCUGAAAAAUCCGCCGUGGAGUUGGGGGAGAUUUCAGCCGAUUAUAAAGGCACCGACCGUAUGGUCUCUUACCCGAACAGACACUUCGAGCAACCCUCGAUGGAGGAGUUCAAUGAGAAAAUUUUUCAAGUCAAACUUCCAGCUGUGUUAACGGGCUGCAUAAACCAUUGGAGGGCACUGACGCUAUGGAAGGAUCUCGACUACUUGUACAGGACCAUGGGCUUUCGGACAGUGCCGAUCGAGAUUGGAUCCAGUUACACCGAGGACGACUGGACGCAGAGGCUCCUCAAUUUCUCCGACUUCUUGCAGGAAUACAUUAUUGCGGACAGCAGCGAGAUCGGUUACUUGGCGCAGCAUCAACUGUUCGAGCAGGUGCCCGAGUUAAAGGAGGACUUUGAAGUGCCGCUGUAUUGCUUCUUCUCGGAUGACCCGAGCGAGGAAUCAACGACGCAUCACGUAAACUGCUGGCUCGGGCCCGCUAAUACGGUUUCGCCGUUGCACUACGACCGCUACAACAACCUGCUCUGCCAGGUAUUCGGUUACAAGAGAAUUAUCUUGUAUCCGCCAGACGAGUCAGGCUAUCUGUAUCCCCACGAGUCCAGGCUGCUGGAAAAUACCGCGCAGGUAGACCCGCUGGAGCCGGAUUACGACAAAUGGCCGAACUUUCGUAAGGCCAACCAGAUGACGUUUUACUUGAGGCCCGGAGAGAUGCUGUACAUUCCGCCCAAGUGGUGGCACCACGUGACCGCCCUUACCCCGAGUUUUUCCGUCAGUUUCUGGUGGACGUAAAUUUGUAUGCAAGUACACGGGCGGCAACGAUCUUGACCAAGACUUCGUUAUUAAAGUAAACGUCGCACAUGCGUAUUGUAAAAUAAAAUACAUUGACAAAUCUGAAAAUUUGCCAAA